Messenger RNA from Sebastes umbrosus (honeycomb rockfish), 2881 nucleotides. RefSeq names its product solute carrier family 22 member 5-like. NCBI's taxonomy places the organism in Eukaryota, Metazoa, Chordata, Actinopteri, Perciformes, Sebastidae. Gene Ontology annotation, biological process: transmembrane transport. Bases 1010 to 2665 code for a protein of 551 amino acids. Gene Ontology annotation, molecular function: transmembrane transporter activity. The record is from RefSeq and is a predicted model, not a curated record. Gene Ontology annotation, cellular component: membrane. The transcript has 11 exons.
UUUUCAAAAUCUUCAAUCAGAAAUGAGGUGGUAGUUUUUGAUAACAUUACAGUACUCCUAUAUAAGACAUCAGGAUAUGAUGAUAAUAAAGCACAAAGAGUAAGCAAUUUUUAAAUUUUCCAUUUCAGGAUAUAAAAUUUCACUUUUAAUUUUCAUAAUGCUAUUUGCCAACAAUGAAAAACAAAACAAAACAAAAGUUCUGCCAAAAACACACCAGAGCAGUGGCAAAGUUUGGCCGUUGCCAACGUUAACCAUCUCGCGAGAGUUUCGCAAUUUGCAUGUUACCUUCUAGACACGAUGCCAAACUAAAAGUUGGGGAUAGUUUAACUUAACGGUGAAUUGAUGCCAGAGAAUACCCGCAGCCAAUCAGUAAACAGUCCUGUGACUCCUCUGACACGUUGACUUACAUUACAAAGAAUUUCUUCCCACCUGAAACACAUGAACACGCCUCAAAAGAAAAUGAUUGCGGCUCUGGCUUGCAAUUAUUUGCACAAAAGCCCAGAGGGAGAACUGACAAUUGGGGCUAUAAAACAGGGGCGCAAUUUUCUUUUUCUUGAAAAACUGGAGCUAUGUAUUACUGUAAUUAUUCUGAGUAUUUAUAUGAAUUUGAUUUAUAAGAUAUUUGCUUUUUUUUAUUACUUUGUUUAGCUAGUUUGUGUUUGUUUAUUUUGUGGGCGGUGCUACCAUCUAGGUAGGCAGGUUUACACUACAGUUGUUACCUCGGGCAGCAGGAGCCAGGAACUACUUUCCUGGAGAGCUAAAACCACACCUCCAUACAAUUCUUUCUGAGUUACAUCAAAUGACUUUGAAUAAAUAGCCUCAAAUUUGCACGUUUGUUUUCCUAGAGACAGGGCAUUGGCUGGAUAAGGAAUGCCGCUGCUCUGUUUAUGCCUUAGGGUGAAAACCCUAUAGAUAUAAUCUAAUGUUCGGGAUAUGACUGUGCUUGUCACAGUUGCAGGAAGACAGAGGACGGAACAUUAAGUCCUAGAAAGACGAGAAUUCUUUGACUAUGAAGGAUUAUGAUGAAACCACAGCUUUUCUGGGUGAGUGGGGACGUUUCCAGCAGGUUGUCUUCUUUAUGCUGUGUGCCAGCAUCGUGCCCAAUGGAUUUGGUGCUUUCACCCUUGUUUUCGUGGGUGACAUACCAAGUCACCACUGCGGGGAUCCUGACUUCAACCUUACCGAAGACUGGCGCAAAACCAUCAUACCAAUUAAGGUGGUGGAUGGGAAACAGGAGCUGAGCAGAUGCAGCAGGUACAGACUGGAUGUAGUCAGAAAUCUCUCUGCUCAGGGAUUAAUUCCUGGCAGAGACGUCAACCUCACCGACCUGGAGCAGGAGAGCUGUUUGGACGGGUGGAGCUACAGCAAAGACAUCUACCAGUCCACCAUAGUCUCUGAGUUUGACCUGGUGUGCAGUGAUGAGUGGAAACAGCCGCUCACCGCCACAGUUUUCUACCUCGGAGUUUUUUGUGGAUCCUUCUUCUCAGGACAGCUCUCAGACAGAUUUGGAAGAAAACCUGUUCUUUUUGCAACCAUGGCAGUUCAGACGGUUUUUACCUUUAUUCAGAUCUUCUCUACGUCUUGGAUUAUGUUCACCAUCCUCCUCUUCUUCAAUGGUUUGGGACAGAUGUCCAACUUUAUAGCUGCUUUAGUGCUGGGCAUGGAGAUCUUUAAUGGCAAUACGCGAGUCCUUUACGCAUCCCUGGGCUCAUGUUUAGCCUAUGCCAUUGGCUACAUUAUGCUGCCUCUCUUCGCUUACUUUUUAAGGGACUGGAAAUCUCUCCUGUUGGCUUUGUCUUUGCCUGGCCUGGCCUACGUUCCCCUCUGGUGGCUCGUCCCAGAGUCUCCUCGGUGGCUGCUCUCUCAGGGAAGAGUGGAGGAGGCUGAGGCCAUAAUGAGAAAGGCUGCAAAGUGGAACAAAGUUAAGGCUCCGAGUGUCAUCUUUCAGGAUUACAGUGUUAAUAAAACAAAGUCACACUCUAAAGAACACUACAAUAUCUUCGACCUGCUGAGGACCAGAAGCAUCAGAAUCACAUCUCUCAUUCUCUGCCUGCUGCUGUUCACUACGAAUACUGGAUACUUUGGUCUGUCCCUGAACACAUCCCAACUCCAUGCUGACCCCUACUUGAGCUGCUUCAUCUCAGCAGCUGUAGAGGUACCAGCAUACAUUUCCAGCUGGCUGGCUCUGCGAUACCUUCCACGAAGACUUUCUGUCACCGGUACCUUGCUCCUUGGAGGAGUGCCACUGUUCUUCAUUCAGCUGGUGCCUCAAAGUCUACCAACUCUGUCUCUUGCGCUGGAGAUGUUGGCCAAAUAUGCUAUUACCACUUCUCUCUCUCUGAUGCUCGCCUACAUUGCAGAGCUUUACCCAACAGUCCUGAGGAACACAGCAACGGGGAUAUGCACUAUGGUUGGCAGAAUGGGAGUCUGCAUUGCACCAAUUUUGUUAAAGCUCAGCGUAUACCUAUUAUAUCUUCCUUAUAUUAUAAUGGGGACUCUCGCUGUUGGGUCUGCCUUUGCUGGUCUCUUCCUGCCAGAGACUCUUGGAAAACCUCUACCUGAAACUAUACAACAGAUGCAUAAGAGAGAAAGGAUAAAGUGUCCAUGCAUCACUGGAAAAGAAACCCCAAUACCCGUGGUACUCCGGGACACUAUGAUUAUCUAGCAAUUUACUGAUGUAGGUUAUGUUGAUAUUGCUUUUGAAUGUCAUUACUACUGUUAAUACUUAUUUAUAUUUUCAUUAUAUUUAAGGUGUCUUAAAUAAGAAUAAGUUAUUCAUCAAUAGUUUUCCAUUUUAAUACAUUUGAAAACAUUACUGUUCUCUUUUCUAAGACAUCAGAAUCUAAAAUUGAAAUUGUCAAAUUAAAUCUUGGGAGUUCUA